UCUCUGUUCGUCAGACUUCCAAACUAGAAAAUUCCACCCAAAACCCACAAUUCAUUUAUGAUUUAAGAUCCAAUGUUUUUUUCUUUUUAAAAAAGGAAAACUUUGAAACCUUCUCCCACUAAUUUAUGGAUUCUGUCAUCAUUUUUCUUCUCCUAAUCUUCUUUGUUACAUAUGCAGAGCCCCACUUUCUACAACAGGUGUUGGAAAAUUACUAAAUGGUUUGGUUGGGCUGUUUGGAUUACCUCUGUUUCUAUCACCUCUAAUGUAAAAGAAGAAGAAAAGAACAGUCUUGAUUGAUCUCGCCUUUUUUCUUCUUCAAAAAAAAUGUCAACCAUGAACAAUACCAGUAGCAGUUCCAACAUGGGUUCUCCUCUGUUCCAUGAAUUCAAGAGGCAAGCUUCGUUUUUUCUCAAAGAGAAGAUCAGAACUGCGCGUUUGGCGUUGACUGAUGUAACCCCUGCUGAAUUAAUGACUGAGGAAGCAACAAAUGGGAAUUCAUGGGCACCAGACACAAGAACCCUAGGAUCAAUUUCAAGAGCUGCUUUUGAAUUAGAUGAUUAUUGGAGAAUUGUGGAGAUUCUGCAUAAGAGAUUGGCAAAAUUUGAGAGGAAGAACUGGAGGGUGGCUUACAGUUCUGUCGUAGUACUUGAGCACUUACUGACUCAUGGACCGGAGAGUGUAGCAGAAGAGUUUCAGAGUGAUAUUGGUAUUAUCACUGAGAUUGGAAGCUUCCAACAUAUAGAUGAGAAAGGAUUCAAUUGGGGACUAGCUGUUAGAAGAAAAUCAGAGUGGGUGUUAAAGCUGCUGCAGAAAGGACCUGUACUCAAGGAAGAGAGAGACCGAGCUCGAAAGCUUACACGAGGAAUUAAGGGGUUUGGGAGCUUCUGCCAGAGAUCUUCAGGAGGAGGAAUUCUGCAGGAAUCAUCGCAUGAAAUCUAUGGAAGAAGUAAUUCAGAUUUCAUUAACAAUGACCAUCAGGAAAACCAGCUCUUGUCCUUGGAUGAACUAGACUUGAUCAAAGGAAAGACUCAAAGAUCCGAACACAAUAAUCGUGAGCCUAGCAAGAGAGAUGAGAACCUGAACUACUGGCAAGAGAGACCUGAAACAAAUGAGAACAUGGACAUGGCUCGAAACAAGCAAGAGUUGCAUAAAUGGAGCGGAACUGGUGAAUCGAAUCCACUUUUGAGCAGCAAGAAUGAUGAUGAGCACAGGAUUGGAACUUCCAUGGAAGAUGAUCAUCCUUUCAGUGAUGCCGAGAAUCAGAUCACCUUUUCAUUGGUCCCAGCAGCAAGAGGUGGGUUACUCCUGCAAGGAUGAUUAGACAAACAAUGAAUAAGUUGAAAUUUUCUGCAUAUUUUUAGCAGCCAAGUGUUUUUUUUUCUCUGACAAUGUUGUCUUGUAGAUAAUUUUUGCAAAAGAAAUCUGCUUCUUUCUCUA
Molecule: messenger RNA, 1437 nt
Organism: Carica papaya (papaya)
Lineage: Eukaryota; Viridiplantae; Streptophyta; Magnoliopsida; Brassicales; Caricaceae
Product: ENTH/VHS family protein
Biological process (GO): endocytosis
Cellular component (GO): plasma membrane; clathrin vesicle coat; endosome
Molecular function (GO): clathrin binding; phospholipid binding
Source: RefSeq, a predicted model, not a curated record